AUGAUUGGAUCGUAUAAAUUCAACGUCACCUUGCUGAGCACCUUCCUCAGCGCCCUGAUGCUGAGCACACUGCCCUGUCCCCAAUCUGCGCCCCGCGAAAGGAGUCUCUCGGAGCUGUCGCUCUAUUUGCAGAGUUUCACAGAAGCAGAGAACCACAAAUUGGGUAAAUUCCAACCCCGCGAUUAUGACGUGAACGAACGGAAUUCCCACUAUGGGAGGGAAGACAAUUAUAACAAUGAAUAUGAGAAGGAAGAAGCCACAUUAUUCGAUGACCACGUAUACAGAAAGGAAGGGUACGACUUAGCCCCCGUGAACAACAACAGUCUCUGCGACAUGUCCAAUUUCUAUGAAAAUCAGAGUAUAGAUAUUUAUCCAAAUGGGAAAAAAUUGAAAAUUGGAAGCGAAAUUGCUUUAUCUAUGCUUAAGGAAAAUGAAAUUAUUAUAAACAAAUUCAGCACAUCCGGUGGACUACCUUUUGGAUGUACUCAAUGGGAUCUUUCGCAAAUUCUGACGAACAAACAAAUUUUAAAAAAGGUAACUUAUAUAGCGUUAGAUAUAGGUGUACGUAAAGCCUACAUCGGUUACUACUACUUUAUUAUUUAUUUAAACAGAUACUACUACAAGAUGGUGCAAAAAUUGGGCACGUGGUUCAUGAAUUUAGCGCAGCUAUAUAACACACCUGACCACGUUCGAGCAGUGUACUGGGCGGAGUGUAAGAAAUAUCUAAUCAAGGACUUGGAAGUAAUACAGGAAAAAUCCACAAAUUAUUUCAAUACACUUAUAAGUGCCUACUAUAAAGUGUCCAUUGUAUACUAUAAGUUGUUCUUGGUGCGCUGUAGAAAAUUGUGGAAAAGGGUUAUAUUGAAUAACAGGAUAAAAUGGAGCCGCAUAUUGUCCUCGUGGGUCGCGCAAUAUAAUAAAGAGAUGAAACUCAGGGAACGAGAAAACAGAAUUCGGGAGAGAAGAGACUACCAUACCGAUGGCGAGCUCAGAGAAAAUGCGGAGGAGACUACGGAGAGACACCAACAUGUACCACAGGAAGACAGCGAAGAAGUUGAUGAUCUGAUUUACUGGUAA
Messenger RNA from Plasmodium knowlesi strain H, 1077 nucleotides. RefSeq names its product Plasmodium exported protein (PHIST), unknown function. Lineage: Eukaryota; Apicomplexa; Aconoidasida; Haemosporida; Plasmodiidae. The coding region runs from base 1 to 1077 and encodes 358 amino acids. The transcript is spliced from 2 exons. The record is from RefSeq and is a predicted model, not a curated record.